AUGAAGGUUGAUGUAAAAAUAUUCAUAAAAGAGGAUUUAAAGAGGAUUGCUGAUCAUUUUGAAGAAGGUGAAAUGGAUAGCAUUGCAGUUUUACUCCAACAUAAUGGGCAAUGGGAUCAAAACAAAAACUAUAUCAACUUUGAUGUUUGUGGAAUAUAUCAAGUUAAAGAUGGAUACCCUCCUUUAAAAAUAGUUGAUGACUCACAAUUGAAGUUCUACAUAGAGUUGAAGAAAAAGGAAACAAAUUUCAAAAAAUACCCUUUGUGUCUCACAAUUGAAUUCAACUCAAUGCAUAAAUCUUUUUUCUCAACUAGGAGUACAACAACACAUAAUCAACCAUGCAAUGAAGUUGCACAAACAGAAGAAGCAGCAUCAAAUUCAGAUGAUGAACCAGUUGAUUAUUUGGGUGCUAAAGAGGUUGCAGACUUUAUUGAUUAUGCAGAGCUGGUGUCCAAUCAGAUUAUAGAAAUGAUAGAUGAAAGAAACAUAAAUAAUGAAGAAGAAGUGAUUGACAUCGAUGAUGAUUUAGUCAUCACCAACAACCGUCACCAAGAGAUUGCUUUGUCUCAAAUAUAUAAGGACAAAGAAACAUUGAAGACUGUUUUGAGCCAUUAUGCGAUAAAUAAUCAUUUCCAGUAUUGUGUACAAAAGUCAUGCAAAAAGGAAUAUCUAGUUGCUUGCCUUGAUAAAAAUUUCAAGUGGAUGUUACGAGCAUCAAGGAAUGGAAACACAAAUCAGUUCAUAAUUAGAAAGUUUAGCUACAUUAACACUUGUGCUUUGGAGAUAAGAUUAAAAGACCAACGUCAAGCAACCUCAACAAUCAUUGCAGAUAUGAUCAAACACAAGUUCAUAAACAUCAAAACAAAGUACACAGCUGCUGAUAUAGUGAGGGACUUGAAACAUGAUCAUGAAGUGCAAGUCAAAUACAGCAAAGCUUGGAGAUCUAGAGAAAAAGCUAUUGAAAAAGUUAGAGGAAAAGCAGCUGAAUCUUAUGCAGAAUUGCCUACAUUGAAUGCUUCAAUGAAAGGCUGGCCCCAUUGCAUACCUGUCGUAAUAGUUGAUGGGACUUUCUUAAAAUCAACAUAUGGAGGGACAUUAUUGGUUGCAGCAACUCAAGAUGCUGAAGGUAAAAUCUUCCCCCUAGCAUUCUGUGUAGUUGAUUCAGAGAAUGAUGAUUCUUGGGAGUGGUUCUUUGACAAGUUUAGGAAAGCUUAUGGUGUAAGAGAAGACAUGAGCAUCGUUUCUUACUGA
Humulus lupulus (European hop) is the source of this 1251-nucleotide messenger RNA. RefSeq lists its product as uncharacterized. The transcript is spliced from 5 exons. Lineage: Eukaryota; Viridiplantae; Streptophyta; Magnoliopsida; Rosales; Cannabaceae. The coding region runs from base 1 to 1251 and encodes 416 amino acids. The record is from RefSeq and is a predicted model, not a curated record.